ACAAGGUGGACUUAAGUUAAGAGGGGUGGGAGGGAUCUAAACUCUUCAGACUCUUGGCAGGAAGCAGUGCAGCUCUGUGCUGCAUAUGCAAAAAUGAAAGAAAAACUAGGACUAAUGAACAUUACUCUGGUUGAACAUUUAUUCCUGAACUUUCUCCACCCAUUGUAGUGUCUGUUCUCCACCAGUGGAGCAGGACCAGUAGAGGAGUACAACUGCUGCUAUGCAUAAGUCUUGUCAGGACGUGUAUUGCAAAAGAGAGGGGAAAGCAAGGUGUUGUGAGUGUAACUCUGUUGUUUCACAAUGGUACUAUGAAAGAGAUGGAAAGUUCUUCUGUAAGAAACAUUACUGUUUACGAUUUGGAGAACAGUGUCAUGGCUGCUCAGAGUUAAUCACUAAUGGUCUUAUUAUGGUGGCCGGGAAGCAGAUAUACCAUCCUGAGUGUUUCCGCUGUGAAAUCUGCAAAACGUUUAUUGGAGAUGGCGAUUCUUUCACUUUAGUGGAUUCCAACACUUUGUACUGUGGAAAAUGUUAUUACCAAAAGGCAACAACGCAGGAUUCAGGAUCAAAAGGUUCAUGCCUUCCUCAUACCGUGUCGUCUAUGUCCUUUCCUCCCUCUGCUGAAACCAGACGAGGUUUCAUUUUCACAGUGGAACAGAAUCCUGUCAAUGCCACAGGCCCUGUGAUCCGUGUUUCUCAGUUGGACGUGCACAGCACGACCCCUGAGGUGAAGCCUUUGAUCCAUGCAGGAGACAGGAUUCUUGAAAUCAAUGGAAUCUCUGUUCAAAACAUUCCACCAGAUGAGUUAGAUCUGGUGAUUCAUGACACAGAGCACUGGCUGCAAAUCACGACUGAACAUGACCCUAAAGACCUCACGAAACACCAGAACUUAUCAGGCCUGCUGGGGGAAGACCUGGACCAGCCAGGAACAUUAGGAGUCUUUGCUCUUCCCAGCAGUAGACUAGCAGGCAUUCGAUCCAGACAUAUUCUGCGCAGCUGCAGUAUUGACAAAGCUCCAUGCUCACAACGACACACCACACUUCUGUCCCAUAGAAGAGACAUUAAUCGAUCCGAGUCUCUGCGUUUUGACGGUAGUGAUAAAACACAGCGCAUUUUCCGGCCUUCUGACCUUGUAUACGGUGAAGUCCUGGGGAAAGGCAGUUUUGGACAAGCCAUCAAGGUGACACAUGUGGUAACAGGUGAGGUGAUGGUGAUAAAGGAACUUCUUCAGUUUGAUGAAGAGACUCAGAAGACAUUUUUAAAAGAGGUCAAAGUGAUGAGAUGCCUCGAACAUCCAAACGUCUUGAAGUUUAUCGGCAUUCUUUACAAAGACAAGCGGCUCAACCUGAUCUCUGAGUAUGUGCAAGGAGGAACUUUGAGAGACACCAUCCAGAAAAUGGACAAGGAUCAUCCCUGGAAACUGAGAGUGAGCUAUGCCAAAGACAUUUCUACUGGAAUGGCCUACCUGCAUUCAAUGAAUGUCAUACACCGGGAUCUAAACUCACACAACUGCUUUGUCAGAGAGAACCAGUCAGUAGUAGUUGCAGACUUCGGUUUGGCUCAGCUUGUGAAGGAGGAAAAGAACGCUUCGCCCGGACAAGUGUCCAAAAUGAACAAGCUUGGACGUAAAAAGCGGUAUACUGUAGUGGGGAACCCGUACUGGAUGGCACCAGAAAUGAUCAACGGAAAAGACUAUGAUGAACAUGUUGAUAUUUUCUCAUUUGGGAUUCUGCUUUGUGAGAUUAUCGGCAGGGUUUAUGCCGAUCCAGAUUACCUUCCGCGCACGCAGGAUUUUGGAUUAAAUGUAAAGGAAUUUCUGGAGCGCUACGUGUCUAAAGAUUGCCCACCGGCGUUCUUUCCCAUUGCAGUUCUGUGUUGUGCCUUGGAAGCGGAAAAAAGGCCUACGUUUGAUAAAUUGGAGAAGUGGUUGGACAACAUGUUCAUGCACUUGGAGAUGAGAUUCCCUCUUGUGUCAGAACUGGAAGAGAUUUGUCAGUCAUUUUGGGAAGAGCACAGCCAGUCAAAACAAACGUAUGGGACUCCAUCCAAACAACUGGUGAACUCUGUGUUUGGCAGGAGCUGAAGUCCGGCGUGCUGACUAUAAAGCAAACAAAAGAACACGGGAAUCAUGAUGUUAUGAUGUGAUGAAGUUAGAAAUCUCAGAAUCUUCCUGAUAAUGAGCCCCAGAAGGAUUCUUACAGUAGUCCACACCUUAAAUUCAUUCAAUUGUAUUAAAUCAGCUACUUUUUAAUUUUAUACAGUAUAGUAUUUUGAACAGUAUUUGAGUCAACAUAUUUUAUUUAUUCUGAAAGUUAGCCAGUGCUAUCUUUUAUUAAAACAAGUUUAUAUUUAUGGUUUUACAUACAACAUUUGAUGUAUUGCUUAUUAUUUUAAGACCACUGUAUAUUGUUCAAGUUGUUACGAAUCUGCUGCAGUAAUGUUGCGCUGUUUGGAUACAGAGGUGCUAUUAUUGUUCAAUGUUAUAUUGUAUUAACAGCAGUGUUGGGUAAGUUACUGUGAAAAAGUAAUUAAUUACUAGUUACUCAUUACAUAUUCAAUGUGUAUAUGUGUAUAUGUGUAUACACAGUGUAAUUAGAUUAAUGUCCAAAUCACUCUGUCCAAAAAGUAUUUAGUUACUCAUUACUAAUUACUUUCUAUAUCAUACAUCAACCUUAGUUAAGUGAUUCAAGGAUUGACAUGAAACGGCUUAUUUAAUUCAUUCAAAUAAAUAAUAUUAUUAACUGACCAAAGUAUUACAAAUGUGAGCACAGAUUUUAAAGUAAGACUUUGAAUUUUAGUUUAAGUACAUCAAAAGUUACUGUAAUUAAAUUACAGAAAACAUAUGAGUAAUCCCUUACUUUACUUUUUCAAGGGAAAAGUAAUUAAAUUACAGUAACUAAUUACUUAGUAACUAGUUACACCCAACACUGAUUAACAGAACCCUAGUUUUAAUAUAAACAUGCAUUAAAUUUCAUAUAGGAUAUCUUAAUACAUUUCUCGGUGAUCUAUUACAUCUAGUUGUUUCAUUUGUAAAAUGUAGUUUUAAUAUACUGUGAAUUGUGCUCAAAGCAAUUAAUCUGAAGGAAUAAAUGCAUUGAUGCUGCA
This is a messenger RNA of Triplophysa dalaica, 3102 nucleotides long. RefSeq names its product LIM domain kinase 1b (gene limk1b). Gene Ontology annotation, cellular component: nucleus; neuron projection; cytoplasm. Lineage: Eukaryota; Metazoa; Chordata; Actinopteri; Cypriniformes; Nemacheilidae. The record is from RefSeq and is a predicted model, not a curated record. Gene Ontology annotation, molecular function: protein binding; protein serine/threonine kinase activity; ATP binding. The transcript has 15 exons. The coding region runs from base 221 to 2080 and encodes 619 amino acids. Gene Ontology annotation, biological process: positive regulation of stress fiber assembly; protein phosphorylation; actin cytoskeleton organization.